This is a messenger RNA of Heterotrigona itama, 648 nucleotides long. The record is from the annotation of a GenBank genome assembly. Lineage: Eukaryota; Metazoa; Arthropoda; Insecta; Hymenoptera; Apidae.
AAACAACGCAGUACUGAAAAAAUGGACUGUAAUAAUCAUAACGUCGAUCAAUUGUCGUUUGGUAAUACUAAAUUCGUGUUUCAUUUACCAUUUUUGUUUGCAGCUUUGAUGAAUUUUCCAAUAUUAAAACGAUAAAUAAUGUAAUACUUUUAAGCAGCGUUACAAUAUUCUGGAAUUCAGGAAACCUGGAAUUCAGAUCAACUAUACCGGAUGGUCAAGGAGACAGAAGAUAUUAGAUCAAAAUUGUUAGAAUGUCAAAAAGAAUGUAAAGACACUGAGAUAGAAAUAUAUAACGUAAAUCAACUAAAAGAUAAAGAUGAAGAAUUAAAAGAAAUUCAUUGUAAUUAUAUGAAAUGCAAUGAGAAAGCAAACUUUAAUGAGACCGUUCAACAAAAAAUUAAUUCCUUAAUAUCACAAAGAGAUAACUUGAAAAAAGAAUUAGAUGAAUUAAAGAAAACAGCAGAUAAGAAUAACAAAGAACUAAUGGAGAUGCAAAAAAUGAUUACAAUUCAAGAAAAGAAAAAUAUGGCACUGGCCCGAAAAUUGAAAAAAAUGGUGGAGAAUAUGCGAAUAACGCCAGAUUUAUCUGAGAAAGUGAAUAUGAUCCUAGCUGAUCCCAGAUUAAUCAAUAUAAGAAAUUCUAAUUAA